Molecule: messenger RNA, 7275 nt
Organism: Closterium sp. Naga37s-1
Lineage: Eukaryota; Viridiplantae; Streptophyta; Zygnematophyceae; Desmidiales; Closteriaceae
Source: the annotation of a GenBank genome assembly
GCCCUUGUAUCCUACAUCCCACCACCGCCAUCAGUGGCAGCAGCAGCAGCAGCAGCAGCAGCAGCAGCACCAGCAGCUGCUGAUAAUUACCCCCCCAGUCGCCUUGCGUUAGCCCUUGCCCCAUCCGCCCCUCACCCCAUCCAGCUCGUUCCCCCCAUGCCUGGUGCCAUGCCCGCUGCCCCCCUGCCGUUUAGAAGGCCAGGGGGAGGGGGAGGGGGAGGGGGAGGAGGGGGAGGGGGAAUUGGGGGAGGAGGAAUGGGGGGAGGGGGAGUGGGAGCGUGGGGAGCGGCUGUAGCAGGGGGACAGGGAAGGGGAAUUCCCAUGGUUGCUGUUUAUCCUGAUGCUGCCCCCACUGGUCUUAUGGCAGUCAGAUCAGCCAUGCAGGGGCUGACACGUGGCACUGUAACAGUCAGCGGCAGCAGCAGCAGUGGAAGCGGUUUUAGCGGAGGGAGCGGGGAACAGUGUGAGAAGGCUAUCAAGCAGCUAGAGAUGCUGCUUAAAACGGGACGGGUUUCAAGGGCGGAUAUUCUGGCUGGAGUGCACGAGAAGUGUACAGUGCUGCUGGAACAGAUUGUCCCUCCCUCCCGCUCCAAUGCUCUUGUACGCCUUAUAAGCAAGGGCAUAUCGCACGCUACAAGCACCAACAUUUCUACACCUCCAACCGAAGAUAUUUUCCAAUCCGACCCCUCCUCCUGUCUCAUUGGUUCCCUCCUCUCCGCUAUAGUCACACUCUCUUGGAGCCCCUCCUCAUGCUUCUUCGAUAUAAGCAUCAAGCCUGUAGCGAACAUCACUGUACGCCGGCUGCUGCUUAUCGAUUUUCUGAACGCGGUGUUUUGGCGGGGAGGGAAGGCGUGCGUGGGCGCGGCUGUGGAGGGGUUGGGAGGGGUGCGGAGGGUUGACAGGUGGAUUGGCGUGCGGGAGGAAUCGCUUCCCUCAUCUCAAGAGCUUGCUGGCUGCAAGCCAGUCGCUAUGGCGAAGCACAAGGCGUCGACGAGCCGCCUCAACAAGAUCGAGACGCGCAAAAAGGCGAAGCGCGAGAAGCGCAACCUCCGCGACCGCCGCCGCCGCGCGAUCUCCUUCGCAGUUGCCGCCGCAAAUCUCGGCGCGGAGACGCAAGAUCUGCUCGUGCCGUCGACGCAGCAGCGGCAGAAGCAGCAGCCGCCGCGAGCGGCGCCCGCGAAAGCCGGCCGGGAAGCUUCGAAGAAGCGGCGGAAGACGAAGCCGACGGGGCUGCAGAUCUACUGGCAUUUGGCCUCCGUGAGACGCGGGCCGCGAGAAACGGCGGCGGUGGCGCUGGUUUCGGAGUUAACGGCGGCGCAGAAGGCGUAUUUGCACGCGCAAGGUGGGGGGAAGAAAGGCGGGGGGAAUGUGAAAAACCCUGACGGAAAUGGGUCGACGAAGGGUUCAGGACUUAAGAAGGGUUCAGAAGAUGAGAGUUCGGAAGAGGAGGAAAAUGAGCAGAGUGAAGAGGAGGAGAGUGAGGAGGAAGAGGAGGCGAGUGAGGAGGAGACAGAGGACGAAGAGGAGAGUGGGGAAGAGGAGGAAGAAGAGGAGCAGGAGGAGGAGGAAGAGGAGGAGGGCGAAGAGACGAAGAGUAUUUUGAAGCUGGAGGGGUGUUGCGACGAGAUUAACUACGCCGUUAAGCGGCUGAUCAGAGGCCUUGAGUCGUCCCGCGGGGGCGCAAGACAAGGCUACUCGGUGGCCCUCGCCGUCUGUCUCCGCGCGCUGCCUUCUUUGCACCCGUUAAACCCCAAAUCUUUCACCCGUACACCACUGCCCCCAUCUCCCCACCCACCCCCACCAGGGCGCAAGGCAGGGCUACUCAGUGGCGCUCGCCGCCUGUCUCCGCGCGCUGCCCUCGCUGCACCCUCACCUGCCCGCCAUCGCGGCUGCUAUUCCGCUGCUCAUUCCUCUACCCAACAACGCCCGGGGAAAGCCCUGUUUGGUCGCAUGUUCGCCCUCGGUGCUCUCGUCCGAAGCGGCCUUCUCGCCUCGCCUUCCUCCCUGUCCUCUGCCACCGAAAAGCCAGCAGCAGCAGCAGCAUCAGCAGCAGGGGGAGGUGGCGGGGAGGUGGGGUGGGUGGUGGGGAGGGGAGGGUGGUUACCGGGGGAGGUGGUAUCUCAGCUGGUGAGGAUCGGCGAGCAGCGGUCUUUCCUCGCCGAGCCUGCGACCGUGUUAUUGGUGUCUCUCGCAUCACAGCUCCCCUCCUCCUCCCUCCCGCGCAUACUCGCCCUGCCACCCAUCUCCGCCUUUCUCUCUCAAGACCCCUCCGAGUCUUCCCCCGAGGCCCUGCACCUCGCGCUCAAGCUCUUCCGGCCUCCUCCCUCCCGCGCAUACUCGCCCUGCCACCCAUCUCCGCCUUUCUCUCUCAAGACCCCUCCGACUUCCGGCCUCCUCCCUCCCGCGCAUACUCGCCCUGCCACCCAUCUCCGCCUUUCUCUCUCAAGACCCCUCCGACUUCCGGCCUCCUCCCUCCCGCGCAUACUCGCCCUGCCACCCAUCUCCGCCUUUCUCUCUCAAGACCCCUCCGAUUCUUCUCCCGAGGCCCUGCACCUCGCGCUCAAGCUGUGGCAGCUGGGGGAAGCAGGGGUAGGGGGAGGGGAGGGAGGAGAGGACGGUGGAGAGGAAGGAAAAAGAGGAGCAGGAAAAAAAUCGGGGAAAAAAGGGGCCAAAGGGCGGAAAAAUGCUGCUGGAGCAGGGGCGGAGACGGGCAGCGGAAACACGUUUCUGCGCACACUGCUGGGACUCUGCCCGCUGCUGCCGCAGUCGGGCCGGGCAGAAGAUUUUUUCAGCGCUGCCCAUCUGGAGAAGCUGCUGCCCGUGCUGCAAAAUAGUUCCUCCUCGCACCCACGCCUGCAUGCAGUGUGGGCCUUGCUUCUUGACCUAGACAAGGGAUUAAUCCCUUCCUCUCACGAAAGGAGGUAUUUGGCUAUUAAUCUCCUGCUCCUCCUAAUCCCGCGCCUCCCUCCCACCACCACGGCCCACGUGAUCCUCUCUCGACCAAUCACGCGCUGCCUAAUGGACGCGCUGGGCGCGGGGAGCAGGGCGCACCUGUUCCCGCUGAGUCAGCGCUGCGUCGCGCUGAUUCAGCGAUGGCCCACACUGGGGGAAGCGGGGGAAGGGGAGGGGGAAGGGGAAGGGGAAGGGGAGGAGGGGGGUGACGGGGAAGCGGAGGGAGGAGGCAAGCAGGGGAAGGAAGGGAAGGAGGCGGGAGGAAAGGAGGGGAAAAUAAAGGCGUCGAAACCAGCACUAGCAGCAGCACCACCCGCAGCACCAGGAGCAGCGGCAACAGCAGCAGCAGAAAUGGAGUCAGCAGCAGCAAGGCUCGCCAUUCUCACCACCCUGCAGCAGCACUCUAAAGGGCAAUUCGAUACAGUCACACGCAGCAACGCUGUCCGCAUGCUUGCAUCGGGGAUUCAUGGGGUUGAAGGGGAGAGGGCGUAUUAUGGGUUUCUGCAAGCUGUGUUUGCCCGCCCAGGGGAGUUUGCGGGAGGGGGCGAGGAGGUGGAGAAGGGGAGAGGCGGGGACGGGAGGGGAGGGAGAGGAGGGAAGGAAGGGAAGAAGGGGAAGGAAGGGAAGGGGGGGAGUGGGGUUGGGGAGGGGAAAGGAGGAGGGGAGAAGGAGUGGGACAGAGAGGCGGAGGCGGAGAAAUGGAGGUUUUGGGCUUUGGAUCAAAUGUGCAGGCUGGUGGCUAAACCAGUUCCCAAACCCGCGCUUAGCUUAAGAAAAACGCUUAAGCAGCUUCAGAAGAAGAGUGUUUUGAAGGCGGAUGCUAUAACGGCGGAUGGAGCGGGAGAAGAGGAGGGGAAGAAGGAAGGGGGGGAAGUGGAGGUGAGAGAGGAGGAGGAGAGGAGGAGGAGGGAAGCAGAGGAGGCAGUGAAGGGAGUGUGGGAGCAUGUGACUUUAAUGAAGGUGAUUCUCGGGUUCAUAAUGAGAGUCGUUCUGAAGGGGGAAGGGUUUCAGCCUGAAAACUGUGGGAAGGUGGCAGGAGGAGGGGAGGAGGAUACUCCUAAAAAGGGAAAGAAAGGAAAGAAGGGGAGCAAAGAGGGAAAGCAGAAGCAGCAGCAGCAGGAGGAAGAGUCAGAGGCACGGCCUCUCUCGUUCUCCCCGGCCGUCUCUGGUGGUGUGCUGGCUGCUUGCAGGUCCCGGUUCUUAUCCUCGUUAGAAGCUCUUUUCAAGCAGCUGGACUAUUUCGUUAAGAGCCCUGAGGGGAGGGAGGUGGAGAGGGCUUUGGGGGCGGGGAGAGAGGGCAGAGAGGGGGAGGGAGGGAAGGAAGGGAAGGGGACUAAAGGCGUUCCUGUAACGAGUGUGAGUGUGAUGGGUAUGAGUGUAAAGGGAGCAGGGUUGUGGGUGGUGGAGCAGCUAGUAUGGGAGGCAGAAGGGUGGAUGGAAGGGAGGAGGGGAGCAGGUGUUGACAGCAAAAAGAUGGACGUUGAUGUGAAAGAGGAGAAGGGGAGUGAUGAGGAAGAGGAGGAGAGUGAGAAAGAGGAGGAGGAGGAAGAAGGGGAGGAUGUGGAGGAAGUUGCAGUAGGGCUAAAAGAGACACUCAAGCUUGUUGCUGCUCAAGCGACAGAGGAGGGGACUGAAAGCGUCACUCAAGCGACCCUGCCAGUCCCUGCUUUUGCUUCUCCUCUGCUGGACGCUCGGAGGAAGGCUGUUGGGGUGCUGCUAGGGACGCUCCUGCUCUGCAUCCGCAUCCAAACCUCUGCCGAAGCUGCUGCCGAAGCUGCCGUCGAGGCUGUUGCCGAGGCUGGUGCGGGUGGGAGAGCUCGAAAAGCAGGUAAGGACGAGGCUGAUGGGGGUGGGGAUGAGGAGGAGGAGGAGAAGGAAGAGGGUGCUCCUGCUGCUGCUGCUGCCGCUGCUGGUGCUGCUGGUGCUGUUGCUGGGGGUGGUGACGUGGAUGUUCUUCUGGAAGCUGCUGCUGACGUCACUGCCAUUGCACGCCAGCUGGCGGCGUCUGGUUGGGUGAUUCCGAAGGGAGGGAAGGUUGGAGCAAAUGGGAGCAGGGGAGGGAAGGGGAGAGGAGGAAAGAGGGCGGUAGACGGUGAGGAGGAGAGUGAGGAAGAAGAGGAGGAGGAGGUGGAGGAGGAGGAGGAAGAGGAGGAAAAGACAAAGGAUGUGAUGCUGUCAUUGGUGGACGUGGUUUUGUCCUUACUGGCGCAGGAAUCGUCUCUCCUGAGAGGGGCGGCGGAGGGUGUCUUUAGCGCCUUUUGCAACGACUUGACUGCCGAGGCGCUUGAGACUAUAAUGGAGGUGGUUGUAACGAAUCCUAGGAGCAAGAAGAGAGAGGAGGUGUUGGAGGGGGAGGAAGAGGAGGAUGAGGAAGAGGAGGAGGGAGAGGAAGAGGGGGGAAGUGGAGAGGAAGGGUCUGAAGGCGAAGAAGGCAGAGAAAAGGAGGAGGAAGAGGAGGAUGAGGAGGAGGAAGACGAGGAGGACGUCGCAUUAAGAAAAGCUAUCAAAGAAGCCAAUGAAAACGCAAGCAUCAACGCAAACGGCAGCGGCAGCAUCAGCGACAGCGACAAUGAAGAGUUGAUGGACGAUGCGGCCAUGUUCCGUAUUGAUCAGCAUCUGGCCGACAUCGUUCGUCAGAAAGUGGAGGCGGAGACUCGGCGCAAACGCCGGCAGAGCAUCUUGCUAGGGGAGCACUUUCGCCUGCGCGCUCUCUCCCUCCUUGACACGUGGCUUGCACACGCUCCCAGUGCCUACUCCCACGCACACUCCCUCUCGUUAGAAGAGCCUCAUUUGUUAGAAGGUCGGAAGCCGCUUUCGUGCGAUCCGCUGGUGCUUGCGGUGGUGCCGCGGCUGCUGAAGGCGGCAGCGGGGAACUAUGCGGCGAAGGGGAGCUUGAAGGGCGGGAAGGGCGGGGGAGGCGGCGAGGGGAGAGGGGGCACGGGGCAUGAUGCGGUGCUGGUGAGGGUUGAGAGGAUGCUUGAGAGGCGGGUGGUUGGGGCUGUGGUGGUUGUGGGGGGAGGAGGAGGGAAGGGAGGGGAGAAGGCGGGAGGAGGGAAGGGGAAAGGAGGAAAGGCAGGUGCUGCUGCUGGUGAGGAGGAGGAGGAAGAGGAGGGAGAGGAGGAGAUGAGGAGGAUAGCAACAGAGAGGCAGCAGGAGCAGCAGCAGGAGAGGGAGGACGAGGCAGUUCUGCAAGCCGCCCGGGCUGCCAUGCAGGAUUGCUUUGCAGAGGCCACCCGGCGAACCUCCAUCCGCCACCUGGCGCUCGUCGCGGGAGAUUGCGCCAUGUGGCUCUGCCACGUCAUCCAGGCGCGGCUCUUAGCCAAGUCCCAGCGGGAAGCCAAUUUCAAGCAUGAUCAAGAGAAAAACUCCAAGCCUCAGCAGCAGCAGCAGCGGGGGAAGAAGCAGCAGGGGAAGCAGGGCAACGCGUUUAAGGCAUCUUUGAUCGACCUAGCUGUCCAAGACGCCUUUUCUUCGGCCAUUUCCCGAAUCCUUGAUUCUCGGGAUUGCCCCCUCCCCUUGACCUUCAUCCGCGACACUCUCGCUCGCUUCCCCGGAAUGUUUUCCGCCCUCAUUCCGUACUUUUUCAGUAAGUGCGGCUCGGGCAGGUCGGAGUUCGUCCGGGCAGCUGCGAUGAAACUCGUCACGCCGUUCCUGAACCGUUUUCCGCUGCCCGAGGGGGCUGCCGAGGUGCUAUCCGGGCAGGUGGAAAAGGGGGUGGUGGGGAAUCUGCUAAUUGAAACCCUAAAGCAUGAGUAUGGGAAGUUAGAGCGGUGGGAGUUGGGUUUGGAUUUCUGCUGUGCUCUGCUGCGUUCUGUAGGCCAUGCAGACGAGUUCUUAGCAGCAGCUGCUCUCAAGGCAGACGAAGAAUCUUCUAAGAAGGUUCCAAACGGCAGUGAGACGGUUGGGAGUGAAGGCUCGGGCGUCCCGAAGCUCCUCCAGGCCUUGGACGUUGAGGGGCUGAAGGCAGCUUCGGCCGAUCCUGCGUCGGUGCAACGGGUGAAGGGGAAGGGGAGGACGGGGCAGGUGAUUUCUCAGUUGCAGCGGCUGGUGGCGGCUGUGGAGGCAGUGAGGGAGGGGAGGGCGGGGAGUUUGCGAGAGGGAGUGAGUGUGGUCAUGGGCCGUGUGAAGGGAGGGAAGGGGACUGCGGGUGAGGAAGAGGGUGGGGAGGAGGAAGCGGAGGAGGGAGAGGGGAUGGGAAAUGGGGUUCAGGUGAGGAGGCAGAGGGGGCGAGAGGAAGGAGGGGAGGAGGGGCGAAUGGGGGGAGGAGUGGAAGGGGGUGUGAGUGCGGGGAGGGGGGCAUUACGAUGGCCCAAGAUGAGGUGA